AUGGCCAACGCUGGCUACACGUCGCCGUUCCCCACGUCCCACGAUACCAUCGGACAGUCGACACUGGCGACACCUCUGUUCAUGCCUUCCUCACCACCUCGGCACCAGUCUAGUCCAACACCCCCAAGUCCCAUCUCCGAGCGUUUCGAGCCCGAACAUGAAUAUGAUGACCACAAUGAUGACCACGAGCACAAGCACGACACAGAAAACGAGGAUGAAUUACAGAACGUCUCGCGCCCUUCAACGCCAGGAAGUCUGAGUAGAUCGGAUUUAGAUGCGCGCCUCGCUGAAUACACUCUGGACUUUGGCCAAUUUCCCAGCGGUCACUUUGCAGAUGGGGAAGAGAUGCCGCUUCCGGAUCUGAAGUACGAGGAGGAGGAUAGACUUUCUGACGUGGGUGGUCCGGAGGACUUCACGGCAAAUAUGGAGAAAUAUUUGAUGGGCGAAGGCAUGUCGAGUACGCGCAAAGUUCGUAUUAAUGAGACAGGCGUGGAGGCCGGAUCCGUGUUGCGAUCUUCUUUACGAUCAAGACAGCCAGCUGUCGAAGAGGAGCAAGACUUGGGGGAAUACAGCGAGUUUGGGCCACCAGUGGAUAUGUCUACUCCGUCACAUAUGUUGCACAGGACCAGUGCCCUCGCCAGAGACUCGACUCACCUUGAUGAUAUCGAUGAGGAGGAUUCCAACGACGGACUACCAAGUCCGGGAUCCCCGUCAUCUCGUAAGAUGUCAAUUGCAUCGAGAGAUGAUGUGCUAGAUCGAGAAGAGCGUUUACAAGAACGUAUCGCGCAAUUAGAAGAGGAGGCUCAAGAUCGAGAUGACCAGCUUCUCAAAAAUCGCAAUCGUUUAUUGGAGGCAGCCUCGGCCGGUGAACAAAUUCGGCAUCUUCAGCUAGAGCUCCAGCGCAAGAACGAUCAGAUCGAAGAGAUGGGGUCCAAAGAAAGCGAUAUGACAAAGCUGCGCGAGCAGAUUCAGUCAAUGCAAAAUCAGGCUGAGGAGCAUCACGUCUUUCAGCAGUCUAUUCCGAAAGUUCCGGACUUUGGUCCGAUUGAACAGCAGAUUCGUGCCAUGCAGCAAAAACUUCAGAAUCAGGACUCGCAGAGCUCCUUGGAUACGGAGCGACUAGAGACAAUCUCCCACCUACGGCAACAACUCAAUCUUGCCCAGGAGCAAGUGAAGAAACGUGACGCCACCUUGGAUGAGACACUUGCACGGUUGAGAGAGGUCACCCAUGCCAAGGAAGUACAACUUCGAGAAAAGAAUGCGGAGAUCGACCGCAUCAAGUCAGAGCUUGACAACCAGGCUCUGGAGAAUGAGAGACUGGAUACCGAACUAGAUCGUGUGAAUGCUGAUUACCAAGCUCUCGAGAAUCGACUCACCAGCCUUGAAACCAAGAACCUGCCUCUGGAGGAGAGGAAUCAAUCCCUGGAGGCCGAUCUUUCUCGUGCCCAGUCUCAGGUGGAAGCUCAAGAGACUGCCCUAAAAGCUGUUGCUGCGGACCUGCCUAUGAGCAGUCGCAGUACUUACAGUGAAAUCUUGGACCUGAUCAAGGAUCUGGGUCCUCCUGAAUCUGAACUGGAUCCUGGAUCUCCCAUGCAGGCUAAAUUCCCAGUGAAUACAGAUGUUCCCAAUCUGGGAGACGAAAUUUCUAGAAUCCAGCAAGAGCUCCAGGACGCCACAGCGGCCCAGAAAGCCGCAGAGGUUGAAGCUAACCGCCUCCGAGAACAAUCAAUUGAAACGCAGAACCUCAUUAAAACCAUUGAAUCCGAGAACCUCCGUCUUGCCACCAGAGUUGAAGAGCUGACUACGACGCUCAACAAGACACAACAUGACCUAACUCGGACACGAGAAGAGCAUGCUGAAUCUCUUGAAACCAUCGCUCGCCUGCAAGAGGAUGCAAUUGGCCAGCCUCCCAGCCCACCUCCAUCUCCACCAAAAUCUCAUGGCGCCAGCAGCGAGCAACCAAACACUUCCGAUGUGGCUGCCUUGGAAGAAUCCCACCAAGCGCAGAUCAAAAGCCUCCAGACAGCUCACUCUACGGCUAUUUCAACCCUCCGCUCCUCACACGCUGAGUCCAUGCGCAAGAUCCGUAAUCUUCUUACGGCUGCUGAAGAACGCGAAGCUAAUCUUCGUGUCGAUCUUACUGCCUUGCGCACCUCCGUAUCCAGCCAAGAAUCCCAAAUCCGCAAAUCCUUCAAAGCAGAAAUCAGACAUCUGGAAGCGGUUAUCGCCGCCAAGGAUGAAACUGCAGCUGCUAUUGACCAGCGUAUAGCCUUAUCGGUUGAUAAGCGAGAACGGGAGUGGGAGCGUCGCGUGGACCUCCUUCUCAAGGAGCGUGAUCGCAUGGCCAAAGCAUUGAUGAUGUACUGGGGAGAGAAGGAGAUGGGUCCUGGGCCAGGUGUUCUGGCGGAAGGGAAGAGCCACCGUCGCCGUGAUGGAGACAAGGAGACGAAGCAAGGCCAGGCAUAUCGGUACAAGUAUACGAAGAGCCGGUCUAAGAGUGGAGAAAGCAAGGUCUAA
Molecule: messenger RNA, 2517 nt
Organism: Penicillium odoratum
Lineage: Eukaryota; Fungi; Ascomycota; Eurotiomycetes; Eurotiales; Aspergillaceae
Product: putative spindle pole body associated protein SnaD
Exons: 1
Coding region: 1-2517 (838 amino acids)
Source: RefSeq, a predicted model, not a curated record